Molecule: messenger RNA, 786 nt
Organism: Mycosarcoma maydis (corn smut)
Lineage: Eukaryota; Fungi; Basidiomycota; Ustilaginomycetes; Ustilaginales
Exons: 1
Coding region: 1-786 (261 amino acids)
Source: RefSeq, a predicted model, not a curated record
AUGGCCAGCUACCUCGCUAGCAAGGUGACCAAGCGCUUCGUUUCGGGCCAAGCCAAGAAGUACGAGCCCGAGGACCCACUAUACGAGUUCUACACAGCGUCCAAUGGCAAGCAAAAGCGUCGCAAGCGCGCGCUCCCACCGGGUCUUACACGCAAGCAGGCCAAGCUUCUAAAAAAGAUCAAGAAACGUGCACACUAUCUAGACAAGGGCUUCCAUGUUUGUGGUCUGCGUUUCGGAUGGACUUUCUUCAUCGGUAUCGUGCCCGGUCUUGGUGACAUUGUUAACGCAGUGCUCAACCACACGCUCGUGGUCAAUCCAGUCAAGAAGGAGUUCGAUGACCGACCCGACUGGCUGAUCCGACAGAUGAUGUUCAACAAUGCUGUGGCGACGGGAAUCGGCUUCGUGCCGCUUGCGGGUGAUGUGAUUAUGGCAGCGUGGAAGACAAAUUCGAGAAACGCGAGAUUGCUCGAGGAAUUACUCAGGGUAAAGGGCGAGGAGAACAUGGCCAACGGUCUGCCCGACCUGACGCCUCGCUCGCCUCAUGACUCUCAGGCUUUGCAGAAUGCCGCGCAGGGAUACGUGCAGCAAUCCACAGGCGCGGCUGCAUCCGCGACUUCGGCUGGAGCAAACAGCUCUGUCACCAACUCGACGUCGAACCUUGUUCAGGGCAACAUUCAUAAAGCCACAACGCAAGGUGUUGGCCAGGUGCACCAGCAGCCAAUGCACGACACUUCGGCCGUGCCAGCGUCCGGCGCUGCUACCAAGAAGAAAUGGUAUUCUCGCUAA